ACUCCCCCCCCCCCCUUCUCCCACUCGGCCGGACACUCCACCUGAUGGCCGGUGGUAGCGCGUUCCGGCCGUCCGCGCCGCGCCGCGCGGCAUUCGCGGCGCUGCUCACGCUGCUCCUCCUCGCCUCCCUCUCCUUCCUCCUCUCCUCCGCGCCCGCCUCGUCCCGCGCCUCCGCCUCGCCGCCGUCCUCCCGCCUCGCCGCAGUCCGCCGCCACGCCGCGGAUCACGCAGCCGUCCUCGCAGCGUACGCCGCGCACGCGCGGAAGCUCAAGGAGGCCUCCGCAGUGCAGUCUCUCUCGUUCUCGUCCCUCUCCUCCGACCUCUCCGCGCUGUCCUCCCGCCUCGCCUCCCACCUCUCCCUCCCCGAGGACGCGCUCAAGCCCCUCGAGAAGGAGGCCCGCGAGCGCAUCAAGCUCGCCCGCGCCCUCGCUGCCGACGCCAAGGAGGGCUUCGACACGCAGUCCAAGAUCCAGAAGCUCUCUGACACCGUCUUCGCCGUCGGCGAGCAGCUCGCGCGCGCGCGCCGCGUCGGGCGCAUGUCCUCUCGCAUCGCCGCGGACUCCACGCCCAAGUCCCUCCACUGCCUCGCCAUGCGCCUCCUCGAGGCCCGCCUCGCCAACCCCUCCGCCUUUGCCGACGACGCCGACCCGUCCCCCAUGUUCGACGACCCUUCGCUGUACCACUACGCCGUCUUCUCCGACAAUGUGCUCGCCGUCUCCGUCGUGGUGGCAUCGGGUGCGCGCGCCGCGGCCGAUCCCUCGCGCCAUGUCUUCCACGUGGUCACAGCGCCCAUGUACCUGCCUGCCUUCCGCGUCUGGUUCGCGCGCCGCCCGCCGCCGCUCGGCGUGCACGUCCAGCUCCUUGCCUACUCCGACUUCCCGUUCCUCAACGCCACCAACUCGGCGGUGAUCAGGCAGAUCGAGGCUGGUACGAGGGACGUCGCGUUGCUGGAUUACCUGAGGUUCUACCUCCCGGAUAUGUUCCCGGCGCUGCGGAGGGUGGUGCUUUUGGAGGACGAUGUGGUGGUGCAGAAGGAUUUAGCGGCGCUUUGGCAGGUCGACUUGGAUGGGAAGGUGAAUGGCGCCGUGGAGAUGUGCUUCGGGGGAUUCAGGAGGUACAGGAAGUAUCUCAACUUCACACAGGCCAUAGUGCGGGAACGGUUCAAUCCCGGUGCCUGUGCAUGGGCAUACGGGCUAAAUGUGUUUGAUCUCCAGGCAUGGCGGCGGGAUGGCUGCACAGAAUUGUUCCAUCAGUACAUGGAAAUGAAUGAGGAUGGCGCGCUGUGGGAUCCAACAUCUGUUCUAACAGCUGGCCUGAUGGCAUUUUAUGGCAAUACCAAGCCACUGGACAAGUCAUGGCAUGUGAUGGGCCUUGGCUAUAAUCCAAGCAUCAGCCCUGAGGCAAUCCGUAGUGCUGCAGUGAUACACUUUGAUGGGAACAUGAAACCGUGGCUUGAUGUCGCUUUGAACCAAUACAAGGCUCUGUGGACCAAGUAUGUGGACACUGAAAUGGAAUUCCUAACACUAUGUAACUUUGGUCUUUAAAGGAAUUCAAGAGAUUCUCCGAGAAUAAGGAAACCACUGACACACUGUUAUUUUUUCGGGGCAAAAGAGCCUAGAUCGCUACACAAGUGAUAUCUAUGUUAUCCGUAGCAAAGUUACUCUGUAGGAAGUUCACAUCUUUGUGUUGGGUAACAAUGUUCUUGUAGAUUUUGUAGCUUGUUUCUGAUAGUAUUUGUUUUGUCAGCUAAGAUGUACUGGAUUAUUGGGGCAUAGAGAAUGAGUAAUCCACUGGGAAGAAAUUAAUUAUAGAUGACCAUUCCUGUAUUAUCAAAUAACAAGCAUAUAUCCAAUUGUAUUUAUAAGGGAAAAUGUUACUGGGUCCAGGUUGGCGUUUCA
This is a messenger RNA of Phragmites australis (common reed), 1898 nucleotides long. Its product is annotated as probable galacturonosyltransferase 9. The record is from RefSeq and is a predicted model, not a curated record. Lineage: Eukaryota; Viridiplantae; Streptophyta; Magnoliopsida; Poales; Poaceae. Bases 45 to 1544 code for a protein of 499 amino acids. The transcript has 2 exons. Gene Ontology annotation, molecular function: polygalacturonate 4-alpha-galacturonosyltransferase activity.